Mesocestoides corti is the source of this 1184-nucleotide messenger RNA. NCBI's taxonomy places the organism in Eukaryota, Metazoa, Platyhelminthes, Cestoda, Cyclophyllidea, Mesocestoididae. The record is from the annotation of a GenBank genome assembly.
AUGAUGAACGCUAUCUGAGCCCAUUGGGUUACAAAGUUUUUACGUAUUAUCCCCACAGAUGGAAGAAAACAAAGAGAAAUAUUCUUUCUCACAGUUCGGUUGUUAGAUCGGCUGAACAGUAUAAUUCUAAUUCCAGGGCAGUAGAUCUGUUUUCUGGCGCCGGUCUUUCAGCACAGGAUGCUCUUUGGCGUGAGUUGGACGACGAAGAUAGUCGUAGCACGUGGGCGACAAAUCCUGUGUAUGAUAUCGAUUCUGAGGGUAGCGAAUUAGCCGACGAAACAUACGGAGGUCGACGCAAAAAACGAAGAACAAGGACACCACGGUCUCUGCGGCCAAACGCAACCCCAAGCUCAACUGCAUCCACUGGUCGUCGACGUGCCGCGGCUAACGUGUAUUACACCUCCUACACCAAUGGUGGUACACCUCUCGAUGAUGACUCGAACGACAAGUUUUCAAACCCACAGUUUAUUUGCGACGUGUGUGGCAUGCGUUACAAAACUAAAACAGGACUCAAUUACCACUAUAAUUCUCAACACGUCAACAACAAUCCUCAGUCCAAGAAACUUGGUCGACCAGAACAACUUUCAACGCCUAAAAAUAGCCAAUCCCUUCUGCAGACCUCGGUUAACACUGGCCUUCUUUCUGCCCUAAUUGAAAACACUCCAUCCGAAAGGGAUCGCAUCGUCAAUCGGUCAAAUUCUUACAACAGCAAUAGCCGGAAUUUACCAAGCACAAUAAUCGAAGCCGGUCAUCGCAAACCCUCGGAUGGGACGGCAGAGGGGUGCGAGGGGGACUCGUGGACCUGUGACUUCUGCCUGGGCGAUGAGUCGGAGAACAAGAAGAGGCCCGGCGGACCCGGUCCGGAGGGCCUUGUCCGCUGCUCCGACUGCACCCGCUGCGCCCACUUCUCGUGCCUCCAAUUCACCCCCAACAUGAUCACCUCGGUGCGGGGCUACCAGUGGCAGUGUCUGGAGUGCAAAACCUGUUGGCUUUGCGGCACCUCCGAGAACGAUGUAAGCUUUCUUGCCAACUGCACUAAUUUGGCCAUCUGCGUCACCUGUUAUCCCAUGCCGAUUCGACACCACUUCGACUUGAGGCUGGAGCAGAUGCUGUUCUGCGACGACUGCGAUCGCGGUUACCACAUGUUCUGCCUGAGUCCCCCACUUUCCGAACCGCCCGAAGGG